Molecule: messenger RNA, 2790 nt
Organism: Cavenderia fasciculata
Lineage: Eukaryota; Evosea; Eumycetozoa; Acytosteliales; Cavenderiaceae
Gene: lig1
Product: DNA ligase I
Exons: 4
Coding region: 1-2790 (929 amino acids)
Biological process (GO): DNA biosynthetic process; lagging strand elongation; DNA recombination
Cellular component (GO): nucleus; mitochondrion
Molecular function (GO): DNA binding; ATP binding; DNA ligase (ATP) activity
Source: RefSeq, a predicted model, not a curated record
AUGCAAAGCUCAAUGUUAUCAUUCUUGACAAAGAAGACUGAUUCUACAUCAGCUUCACAAACUUCACCAAAGAAACAACAACAAACGAGUACGACAAGUAAAGAUGAUGAUAAGAAGAAAUCAUCAACAACCAAUAAUAAUAAUGAUAAGAGUAGUAAACUAAAAAGAAAGAAUAGGGAUGAUGAACAAGUAGAAGAAGAGGAAGAGGAAGACAAUGAUAUCUUUGAUUUGAGUGAUGACGAUCAUAAAGUUGCAAGCCAAGUCUCUUCUUCCUCUUCUUCAAAUUUCGAGGAAAAGUCGAUUUCACCACCAACUCCAACACCAACCAAACCAAAGAAAGCUGCUCCUAAAAAGCCUGCAAAAUCAACAACAAAGAAGACUAAAAAGAUGGAAGAAGAUCCAAAGAAAAAUAAUAAUAAUAAUAAUUCCACUAUUCCUGCUGUCGGCACUAAUAAUAAUAAUACAAUGAGUGAUUCACAAGAAUCAUCUGCUUCAUCAACACCAAUUAAAUCAACCUCACCAAUUAAACAAACAACUUCACCAACCAAGAAAGACAACUUAAUUCCAACUGUUACAGUUUUACCAACCAAAAAAAAUCUGGAAACCACUACUUCAACAACUUCAACUACCUCUACAACAACAACAAAAUCAAACGAUGAAAAUGAAAUUUUAGAAGAAGAAGAAGAAUUAGAGGAAGAAGAGGAUGAGGAAGAAGUAAUUGAAGAAGAAUUUGAAGAAGAAGAAGAGAAUGAAAAAGGUGAAACUGUAGUUUUAAAAAAGAAAAUAUUUGUAAAGAAACCAGUCAAACAAAAAUCAACUGCCAAACAAUUGGAACAAGAAUUAACUAAUCUUUCAAAAUAUCAUCCAAUCACUGAUGCACAAUGGAAAAAGGGAUUACCAGUACCAUAUAUGGCAUUAGCAAAAACCUUUGAAUUAAUUGAAGGAACAUCACGUAGACUUUUAAUCAUUGAACAUUUAACCAAUUUAUUUAGAUCGAUUAUGGCAUUGACACCAGGUGAUUUGAUCAAUACCAUUUAUAUGUCAAUCAACAAGAUUGGUCCAUCGUAUGGUGGCAAGGAGUUGGGCAUUGGAGAAUCGAUUUUGAUGAAGGCCGUCGCUGAAAGUACAGGUCGUACAAUGGAAUUUAUCAAACAGGAGUUAAAGACGGUUGGUGAUUUGGGUAUCAUUGCGCAAUCGAGUAGAAUGACCCAGACAAUGAUGUUUGCACCACCACCACUCACCAUCCAAGGUGUAUUCAAGAUAUUCUCGCAGAUUGCCGACAUGACUGGCAACUCUUCACAAAACAAAAAAAAGGAUCUUAUAACAAAGUUGUUGGUCAGUUGCAAAGAGAGUGAAGCACUCUACAUUAUCCGUUCGUUGCAGGGUAAACUACGUAUUGGGUUGGCAGAGCGAUCAGUGUUGAUUGCGUUGACUCGUGCCAUGGUCAUCUCGCCACCUGCACUCAUUGCAUCGGAACCCAAUGGCAAGUUGGACACUAGAAAGGGUAAGACUACCGAGGAGUUUGCAAGUGUGAUAGACGCGGCUGUUGCCAAGGUCACACGUGCGUACAGUCAGUUACCCAAUUAUGACCUGCUCGUACCUCGAUUGAUAGUGGCCGAUGGUGUUGACACGAUCCUCGAGACGUGUCGGUUGAUGGCUGGUAUCCCCGUCAAGCCAAUGUUGGCACAGCCAACAACCGGUAUCACCCAAGUAUUGGACCGAUUCCAAGAGAUGGAGUUUACCUGCGAGUUCAAGUAUGAUGGUGAACGCGCACAAAUCCAUCUCACCGAAGACGGUAAAAUCAGCAUCUACACACGUAACCUCGAAGACUAUACUGGCAAGUACCCCGAUAUCAUCGCCAACGUCAAGCGAUUCAUUGGAGAGGGUGUCACCUCUUUUAUCCUGGAUUGCGAGGCUGUUGCGUACGACCCUACCAACAACAAGAUUCUCUCGUUCCAAAUCCUCUCUUCGAGACCUCGAAAGGGUGUUUCGUUGGAUCAAAUUAAGAUUCCAGUCUGUGUAUUUGCCUUUGACUUGCUCUACCUCAACGGAAAGAGUUUGAUUGACGAGCCAUUCUACAAGCGUCGUGAAGUGCUCUAUGCCAACUUUAAAGAGACGCCCGGUGCCCUCACCUACGCCAAACACGCCAACAUCUCAGAUGUCAACGAUAUCCAGCUGUACUUGCAAGAAGCCAUCGACGGCAACUGCGAAGGUUUGAUGGUCAAAACUCUCAAGGAGCAGUCCAUCUAUGAACCAUCCAAGCGUUCGUACAACUGGCUCAAGAUCAAAAAGGAUUACAUGGCAGGCAUGACAGACUCGGUCGACGUUGUUCCCAUUGGUGCAUGGUACGGAAAGGGUAAGCGUACUGGUGUCUAUGGUGCCUAUUUAUUGGCAUGCUAUGACGAUGACAAUGAAGAUUUCCAAACUCUUUGCAAGAUUGGUACUGGGUUUAGUGAUGAACAACUGAAAGAAUUUACUGAGAUCCUCGCACCACAAGUCACCAAUAGUUGUAAAAACACCUAUAUCGUAUCUGACAAUUUAAAACCAGAUGUUUGGUUCAAUCCAUCUCAGGUCUGGGAAGUAUUGGCCGCCGAUCUCUCCAUCUCUCCCAUUCACACUGCUGCCGUCGGUGUGUUGGAUCCCAACAAGGGCAUAGCUCUUCGUUUCCCAAGAUUUAUUCAAAUUCGUAAAGAUAAGAAUCCAGAAGAUGCAACCACCGCCUCUCAAAUCGUUGAUAUGUAUAAAAAUCAAAAAAUCAAUAGUUUUAAAAUGGUUGAUGAAGAUUAUUAA